GUAGUAUCAGAGUGAGAUGAGCUCGGGCAGCACAGAGCCGACACUCGGGGACACGGAAAGUUUUGUGCACACACACUCACUCACUCACACACACACAUGAUUGUAUACCAGGAAGGAACUUGUGUACGGACUGGGUGGUGAGGAAGGAUAUAGGAUAGCAGGGCACAGCAGCAUCCAUCUCUGGUGUGUGGGUGACAGUCCUGCUGCUUGGCUUGUCACUUUCCUCCAACUUUCAUCAGGACUGAAGGAAGAAAGCUGUGACUGUGAUCUGAUUGGUGACAAGUGACUGGCACCAGGGGAGCAGAAAGGAUGUUAUCGCAUUGGUACACAUUAUUGGUUCUACUACCAAUCUGCUUGAAAUCCCAGAAACUUCCGACUAGAGAUGAAGAACUGUUCCAAAUGCAAAUUAAAGAGAAAUCAGUUUUCCACGAUUCAUCCAUAGUACCUGAUGGAGCAGAGAUUGGUGGCUACCUGUUCAGAGACAAUCCUAAAAGGUACUUCUUUGUAGUGGAGGAAGAUAAUACACCUCUGUCUGUUAUUGUUACACCCUGUGAUGCUCCUCUGGAAUGGAAACUGACUUUACAGGAACUUCCUGAGGAAGCCAGUGGGGAAGGAUCAGGUGAGCCUGAACCUUUGGAGCAGCAAAAACAACAGAUUACGAAUGAAGAGGGCACCGAGCUGUUCUCAUAUAAAGGAAAUGAUGUGGAAUACUUUGUGUCUACAAGCUCUCCUUCUGGUUUAUACCAGCUGGAAUUAAUUUCAACAGAAAAGGACACCCAUUUUAAAGUUUAUGCCACUACAACUCCCGAGUCAGACCAGCCUUACCCAGAGUUACCAUACGACCCGAGAGUUGAUGUGACAUCGCUAGGACGCACCACAUUAACAUUAGCAUGGAAACCAACUCCUACAUCCUCUGUUUUAAAACAGCCAAUCCAAUACUGUGUUGUUAUCAACAAGGAACACAAUUUUAAAAGUAUGUGCGCAGUCGAAGCCAAGAUCAAUGCUGAUGAUGCUUUUAUGGUAGCUCCUAAGCCUGGUUUAGACUUCAGUCCCUUUGACUUUGCCCACUUUGGGUUUUCAUCAGAAAAUGAUGCUGGUAAAGACCGCAAUUUCAUGUCAAAAACCUUAUCCACAAAGACAGUACGUCAACUAACUGCCAAACCAAAGCCUGACCUUCAAAAGGUAUGCAUUGGGAACAAAAACAUAUUUACAGUUUCUGAUCUGAAGCCUGACACCCAGUACUACUUUGAUGUGUUUGCAAUAAACUCAGCCACAAAUAUGAGCACUGCAUAUGUCGGAACAUUUGCUCGAACCAAAGAAGAAGCCAAGCAGAAAACAGUAGAGUUGAAGGAUGGAAAAGUUACUGAUGUGUUCAUAAAAAGGAAGGGCACUAAAUUUUUAAGAUUUGCCCCAGUUUCUUCCCAUCAAAAAGUCACUUUUUCAGUUCACUCUUGCCUGGACACUAUUCAGAUCCAAGUCAGAAGAGAUGGAAAACUUAUUCUGUCACAAAGUGUAGAAGGUGUGCGCCAGUUUCAACUGAGAGGAAAACCAAAAGCGAAAUACUUGAUUAGGCUAAAGGGAAGCAAAAAGGGUGCCUCUAUGCUCAAAAUCCUGGCAACAUCGAAAUUUAACAAGCAGCCUUUCCCUUCACUUCCAGAAGACACACGAAUCAAAGCCUUUGACAAACUGCGCACAUGCACUUCUGUUACAAUAGCAUGGCUGGGAACGCAGGAGAGAAAUAAAUAUUGCGUUUACAAAAAAGAAGUGGAUGAUGACUACAACGAAGACCAGAAGAAACGAGAACAAAACCAAUGUUUGGGGCCUGACACCAGAAAGAAAUCAGAGAAAGUUCUCUGCAAAUAUUUCCACAGUCAAAACCUGCAUAAAGCAGUCACCACAGAGACAAUCAAAGGACUUGAAGCUGGCAAGUCUUACGUCUUGGAUGUCUAUGUCAUGGGUCACGGAGGCCAUUCAGUCAAAUAUCAAAGCAAACUCGUAAAAACAAGAAAGUUCUGUUAGAGUUCCUGUGAACUUGUAUGACAAACAUAUCCUACAAGGAGCAUACUUACUAACUACUUGUGCAGUCAAGCGGUUGUGACUUGUACACAGUACCUGUAGCAGCGUAGAAAGGUAUCAACUUGUAUACUUCUGUUUACAUAUCAAAGUGGUUGCUUCUAAAUGGUAAUCCUGCUGCUUCUCCAGAACUGAAAGACGUAUAUAUACUCAUAGGUCUGAGACCUGAUAUCAGACACACACACGGUAGAUGAAGUAACAGUGGUAAUGGAUACAAAAGUACGAAGGACAACUUUGGUAGUGUCAUACAGUGCAUGAACUGCCUCUAAAUUAUUUUACUAAAUACAUGGCCAAGGCAAGUCCCCUGGUUCUAUUCAUGCUCACACAAUACAAUCUAGAAAUGAUAGACUAUGUGUAAAUUAUUUUAUAAAGUCUUGUCUGAAAUGUUUAUGUUGUAUGUAAACUACAAAAUCAUUCCUUACCUAAUACAGAUCAAAUACUAAGUAUUAACUGGACCUAUCUUUAUUCUUCUUUGCCUAUUGUACAUUCCUACUAGACUGGUUUAUUUUUUAAAUAUGUAUUGUAUGUAUAAAGUUGUCAAGCAUAUAUUUCUGUACAUAAAAAAAAUUGAAAGUAUAAAA
Messenger RNA from Rana temporaria (common frog), 2654 nucleotides. It is a transcript of the gene NDNF, whose product is annotated as neuron derived neurotrophic factor. Gene Ontology annotation, biological process: extracellular matrix organization. The coding region runs from base 310 to 2019 and encodes 569 amino acids. Gene Ontology annotation, molecular function: protein binding. Lineage: Eukaryota; Metazoa; Chordata; Amphibia; Anura; Ranidae. The record is from RefSeq and is a predicted model, not a curated record. The transcript is spliced from 4 exons.